This is a messenger RNA of Saccoglossus kowalevskii, 2573 nucleotides long. Its product is annotated as katanin p80 WD40 repeat-containing subunit B1-like. Gene Ontology annotation, molecular function: microtubule binding. The record is from RefSeq and is a predicted model, not a curated record. Gene Ontology annotation, biological process: microtubule depolymerization; microtubule severing. NCBI's taxonomy places the organism in Eukaryota, Metazoa, Hemichordata, Enteropneusta, Harrimaniidae. Gene Ontology annotation, cellular component: katanin complex.
ACGAAAAGUGGCUGAAAUACUUACAGUGCUUGUUCAUCGCACUUUUUGGCAAAUACGUUGGGAAGAACCAACACGCUUCUUAUGUAGUGUUCUUACAUAAACAAAUCGCGGAAGGGGGUUGUCAGAUCUUCAUCUAAUCCACCCAAACACAUCAAAUAUAACAAUUUCCCUGUGACCGAGCUGUCCCGAAGUAAGAUAUAAAAAUGGCGGCCACGAAGAGAGCAUGGAAGUUACAGGACUUUGUAGCGCAUUCUGCCAAUGUCAACUGUUUAGCUCUGGGCCCAAAGAGUGGCCGAGUCAUGGUGACUGGAGGGGAAGACAAAAAGGUUAAUAUGUGGGCUGUAGGCAAACCAAACUGUAUCAUGAGUCUGUCAGGUCAUACCUCACCAGUUGAAAGUGUACGGUUUGGUAAUACUGAAGAACUUGUGGCAGCUGGCUCCCAGUCUGGAACAAUAAAAAUAUGGGACUUGGAAGCUGCAAAAAUUGUUCGAACUCUGACCGGUCACAAGUCAAGUAUUCAGACCUUAGAUUUUCAUCCAUAUGGGGAAUUUGUGGCUUCCGGUUCAUUUGACACCAAUGUAAAAUUGUGGGACGUUAGAAGAAAAGGUUGUAUAUAUACAUAUAGAGGGCAUACAAAUCGUAUAAAUAGUGUCAGGUUUAGUCCUGAUGGCAGAUGGGUUGCAUCUGCAGGAGAGGAUGGCCUUGCUAAGCUAUGGGAUUUAGCUGCCGGGAAGCUAAUAAAUGAAUUCAAACACCAUACUGGACCUGUAAAUAAUAUUGAAUUCCAUCCUAAUGAGUUUCUUCUGGCAACAGGAAGUGCAGACAGAACUGUGAAAUUUUGGGAUUUAGAAAACUUUAACCUUGUUGGUACAACAGAUAAAGAAGCUAGUCCAAUCAGGUGUAUACUAUUUCAUCAAGAUGGUAAUGUUUUAUUUAGUGGAGGCCAGGACUCACUACAUGUAUAUAGCUGGGAACCAGUCAAAUGUUUUGAUUCAUACUCAAUGGGAUGGGGUAAAGUUGCAGAUAUGACGACUUCUUCUAAUCAAUUAAUUGGAGCUAGUUAUAGCCAGAGUAAUGUGUCACUCUUUGUUGUAGAUUUAGCCAGAACUAAUAUGUCGGGUGAUAUUUCACAUGUUGAACAACCAAGCAAACCCGUACAACAGCAAAUACCUUUCACUGCUAGUGGACAUCGAAAAAAUUUUGUAACAGAGCGACCACAUACACAGUGUAGCGGAGGUGAUCAAGGCGCUGAAAUGAAGACAGAGCCUGAAGAAGAACAGACACAAGACCAUGGAGAGGAUGAUCAAAGUCCAGCACAGAUAGAAAACCCAGACGACUAUAGAGAACUAUUUCAACCAAGGAAACACUUAGCUCGAUCUCCGCCAAAGGAGCCAUUCCCAGCACCUUUAGCCGAUCCAGUACCUGUGGCAGUUGUACCAGCUAACAACCAACAAAAUGUCACAAGACCGGUCACUCAAUCGGUCUCUAGACCAGUCACCCAAUCCGUCAGUCAAACACAUUCAUCACCACCAAGGCAAGAACCUGAAGCACCAGUGCAUCAGCCGCCACCUGCAGCACCAGUGCAUCAGCCGCCACCUGCAGCACAGCAUCAUCCAGUUUCUAAUGUCAUACCAUCUGACAGAGAUAAACCUGUAGGUUUAGAUAUGAAUGCUUUCCUUCCUAAACAGCCACAGCACAGUGUGGCUCCAUCAAGUUCUGUGAACAAUGCUAACAUAGGACCUCCUGAAGUUAGUGAAAGUGAGAUCAUCUCAGCAAUUGAAAAAGGUCAUGGGUCAAUGUGUUCAGUUCUCACAAGUAGGCAUAAAAAUCUUGAUGUUGUCAGGUCUAUAUGGACAUCAGGUGAAAUCAGGACUGCUCUAGAGUCUGCCAUCAAUAUGAAUGAUUUGGCAAUUAUAGUAGACUUACUCAAUGUUAUGUGUCUCAAAACGUCACUAUGGAAGCUAGAUCUUUGUGUUGUACUGCUACCAAAAAUAGAAGAGCUUGUUGAGAGUAAAUAUGAAAAUUAUAUUCUUACAAGUUGUCAAGCCAUUAAACUUAUCAUGAAGAGCUUUUCUCAACUUAUUAAAUCAAAUAUCACAUCUCCUCCGUUAUCAGGAGUAGAUAUUUCAAGAGAAGAACGGUACAACAAAUGCAAGAAAUGUUAUGAUAGCUUAGUAAAUAUUAGAUAUAUUAUAGAACAAAAGCAGCAUCUAGUUGGAAAGAUUGGCAGCACAUUCCGUGAAGUCAAACUGAUCCUCGGUGGACUUGACUCGUAAAGACUGCACACUGCGGUAAGAUGGAGAUAGAUGAUAAGAAGUCGUCAUCUAAAACCAUUUGAGAGCUCAUCUGCUAUGAUGUCAAGCUUGUACAGAGCAUACAACUUGAGUGUGUGGUAUGAACAGAUAACAUAUAGCAUUGCUGCUUGUGAUGGGAUAUGUUGUAAUUACUAUGUGGGUAGUGCUUGUACAUGAAACUUGGACAACACUUGUGAUAUUCCAGAUUGUAAAUUUAUAAGUUUCUACAGUGGUACAAGCUUAAAUACAUUUUACAUUUUGAAAAUUAAAGUGAUAAGG